Messenger RNA from Artibeus jamaicensis (Jamaican fruit-eating bat), 843 nucleotides. RefSeq names its product ladybird homeobox 1 (gene LBX1). The transcript is spliced from 2 exons. Bases 1 to 843 code for a protein of 280 amino acids. NCBI's taxonomy places the organism in Eukaryota, Metazoa, Chordata, Mammalia, Chiroptera, Phyllostomidae. Gene Ontology annotation, biological process: regulation of DNA-templated transcription. Gene Ontology annotation, molecular function: DNA binding; DNA-binding transcription factor activity, RNA polymerase II-specific. The record is from RefSeq and is a predicted model, not a curated record.
AUGACUUCCAAGGAGGACGGCAAGGCGGCGCCGGGGGAGGAGCGGCGGCGCAGUCCGCUGGACCACCUGCCGCCGCCCGCCAACUCCAACAAGCCCCUGACGCCGUUCAGCAUAGAGGACAUCCUCAACAAGCCGUCCGUGCGGAGAAGUUACUCGCUGUGCGGGGCGGCGCACCUGCUGGCCGCGGCGGACAAGCACACGCCGGGCGGCUUGCCCCUGGCGGGCCGCGCGCUGCUCUCCCAGACCUCGCCGCUGUGCGCACUGGAGGAGCUCGCCAGCAAGACCUUUAAGGGGCUGGAGGUCAGCGUCCUGCAGGCAGCCGAAGGCCGAGACGGGAUGACCAUCUUUGGGCAACGGCAAACCCCCAAGAAGCGGCGAAAGUCCCGCACGGCCUUCACCAACCACCAGAUCUACGAGUUGGAGAAGAGAUUCCUCUACCAGAAGUACCUGUCCCCUGCCGACCGAGACCAAAUCGCGCAGCAGCUGGGCCUCACCAACGCUCAGGUCAUCACCUGGUUUCAGAAUCGGCGCGCCAAGCUCAAGCGGGACCUGGAGGAGAUGAAGGCCGACGUGGAGUCCGCCAAGAAACUGGGCCCCGGCGGGCAGAUGGACAUCGUGGCGCUGGCCGAACUGGAGCAGAACUCGGAGGCUGCCGGCGGCGGCGGCGGCUGCGGCAGGGCCAAGUCCAGGCCCGGCUCUCCCGCACUCCCUCCGGGCGUUCCGCAGGCCCCGGGCGCCGGGCCCCUGCAGCUCUCGCCCGCCUCCCCGCUCACGGACCAGCCAGCCAGCAGCCAGGACUGCUCGGAGGACGAGGAAGACGAAGAGAUCGACGUGGACGAUUGA